CGCUACAACAUCACCAUGAAUGUCUUAGCAAUUCUUGCUCUGUUUGGAGCUAUCGUGGCCUGCCAAGCCUAUCGUAAAAAGGGAUACGGAUACAGUGGAUAUGGAGGUGGAUAUGGCGGCCUAGGUGGUUAUGGCGGAUAUGGUGGAGGCGGUUAUGGUGGCGGAUACGGCGGUUAUGGUGGCGGCCUUGGCGGCUACGGUGGCGGUUAUGGCGGAUAUGGUGGCGGUUAUGGCGGAGGUUAUGGCGGCUAUGGUGGCGGAUAUGGCGGUUAUGGUGGUGGUUAUGGAGGCGGCUAUGGCGGCUACGGUGGGGGAUACGGCGGUGGCUACGGUGGUGGCUUUAAAAAGGGAAUAGGUUAUGGAGGCCUUGGUGGUUACGGUGGCGGCUAUGGCGGUUAUGGUGGCGGUCUUGGUGGUUAUGGUGGUUACGGUGGCGGCUAUGGUGGUUAUGGUGGCGGUUAUGGCGGCGGUCUUGGUGGUUAUGGCGGUUACGGUGGCGGUUAUGGUGGUUAUGGAGGCGGUUAUGGUGGCGGCUAUGGCGGCGGCUACGGUGGCGGUUAUGGUGGCGGCUAUGGCGGCGGCUACGGUGGCGGUUACGGUGGAGGCUAUGGCGGAAAAAAAUACUGAACACAGACCCAUCCAUUUCAUUGACACCAUUGACUGUAUUACUAUGUUGCAAUAAAAAUGUAUAACUCCAA
This is a messenger RNA of Mya arenaria, 698 nucleotides long. RefSeq names its product ctenidin-3-like. The record is from RefSeq and is a predicted model, not a curated record. Lineage: Eukaryota; Metazoa; Mollusca; Bivalvia; Myida; Myidae. The transcript is spliced from 3 exons. The coding region runs from base 16 to 627 and encodes 203 amino acids.